This is a messenger RNA of Lichtheimia ornata, 1773 nucleotides long. RefSeq lists its product as uncharacterized. NCBI's taxonomy places the organism in Eukaryota, Fungi, Mucoromycota, Mucoromycetes, Mucorales, Lichtheimiaceae. The transcript has 4 exons. Gene Ontology annotation, cellular component: nucleus. The record is from RefSeq and is a predicted model, not a curated record. The coding region runs from base 1 to 1773 and encodes 590 amino acids. Gene Ontology annotation, biological process: positive regulation of transcription by RNA polymerase II. Gene Ontology annotation, molecular function: DNA-binding transcription factor activity; sequence-specific DNA binding.
AUGUAUCAGCAUUCUACCUACCCUACUCAACCACCCACAUUUCCAUACAACAACAACAGCACCAACCUUCCACCUGUUUCGAGCAGCAUGAAUAAGGCUUCAGCACAUGAUCCAAUGGGUAGUCCACAUCAUCCACUAGCAAGACCAGCAUCAUUGCCAUCAUCCUAUUACCCAAAAUACCCAUCGACAGGCAACAAUAAUGGAAGCAGCGAGUAUCCCUAUGGCAACACCAACAAUAAUGAGCAAAGUGGCAAUGCCAACAGCACAUCUCGAUACGGCUUUGGUGCUACUACUACUAGCAGUACGAGUAGCAGCAUGAUGGAUCGACCUGUUGGUGACAACAACACAAGCAGCGGUGCACAUUAUGAUAGCCCAGUCCCACGUAACUGGCAGCAGCCCGAUCCAUUCAGAGACUACAGCCACCACGAGAAUAAUACUGAUGAUGGUGGAAGUGGAGGUUUAUACCAUACAAACAGCAACAACAGCCAUGAAAGCAACAACAAUAACAAUAGUGGCAGCGUUGGCCUCCCUACAAGUCUUCCAACACCUACAGGGAUUGCAACUUUGUCCUAUGGAAACAAUAGCAACAACAAUGCAAGUGGAGGGGGAUCAAGUUACUUUGCACCACCACCGCCAACAACACCAGUGCCACCUUCAGCAUCAGCUAGCAGUACCAGCAGCAGCAACAACAACGAACGACACUUGUAUCAUCCUUAUGCAAAUGCAGCUGCAGGAAGCCGGCGACAUUCUGCAAGUAACAGCAGCCAUUUGGGAUACUCAUCGUCAUCGUCACAUCAUUCAAGUAGCUAUGCAGGACUCCCAAGCUUUGGGAUCCCACCACCCCCUGCAAGACAUGCUCUUGUGCCACGCCCCAAGUUAACUACGACAUUAUGGGAAGAUGAAGGCACCAUUUGUUAUCAAGUGGAUGCAAACGGAAUUUGUGUGGCUCGACGACAUGACAAUGACAUGAUCAAUGGCACCAAGUUGUUGAAUGUAGCAGGCAUGUCACGGGGUAAACGUGAUGGUAUCCUCAAGAAUGAAAAAGGACGCGUGGUUGUCAAGGUUGGUGCGAUGCAUCUCAAAGGCGUGUGGAUCACGUUCCAUCGAGCCAAAACGCUUGCAACACAAUACAAGAUUGUAGACAUCUUACAACCCCUCUUUGUGGAUAAUCCAAGCAACUACUUGUAUGCAUCACCUAUUCAUCAUGCACACCAUCACAGCCAUGCAGCAGCUGCAGCCGCCGCUGGCAUCGCUGGUCUACCUCCUGCAGGCUCUGCUUCCACACCUGCAGGAAGCCGCAUCGAUAGUGGUUUCUCCUCAUCCACAGCUUCUGGACCUUCCGGUGCUUUUCGACAUACCGGUGGUUUAGCAGCAGCAGCAACAACUACAACAGGUACCGAACCGCAUCAUCACCACCAUCACCAUCAUCCAUCAUCCUCAUCACCUUUUCAGCCACCUCAUCAAGGCUUACGACCCAUGAGUGAACAAUUUCCACCAGCAACAAGCACUGCUGCUCCAUCUGCAUCUUCCUUACUCAAUAAUGCUAGUAAUGGUGCAAGUAGCAAUGACGUGUAUAAUUUUGAGUAUCGUGGUGAAUCGUCACCUGCUAUGGGUGGUCUUGUAUCAAGCAACAACAAUAAUCCACCACCACCACCACCUCAAGGUGGUAGCAGCAAUCUUUCAAAUUAUCAUCUUUACCAUCAGCAAAGUGGAAGGCUGGCACACCCACCGCCACCACCACCACCAUCUGCUGCUCAUGGCACCAAUCCUUGA